Molecule: messenger RNA, 1055 nt
Organism: Perca flavescens (yellow perch)
Lineage: Eukaryota; Metazoa; Chordata; Actinopteri; Perciformes; Percidae
Gene: phlda2
Product: pleckstrin homology-like domain, family A, member 2
Exons: 2
Coding region: 243-659 (138 amino acids)
Biological process (GO): positive regulation of apoptotic process
Molecular function (GO): phosphatidylinositol phosphate binding
Source: RefSeq, a predicted model, not a curated record
UUCCGCCCACACAGCCUUGAAUUACUCCACUGGCAACUGUUGAUGCAUUCCCAAGUCAUCUGACGUCAAGUGGGAAGGGCUCAGGCCAGAGUAGGCUAUAAAAGUCCUCUGCUACCUUUCAUUCACACAACGCCACUCUGGAUUACCAAAACCACAGUAGAGAAGCUCCUUCCUCGGGGUCCUACUACGCGACUGACACAGCAGGGAAAGCAGGGAGUUCACAGACCUGCCCGACAUAAACAAUGAAAAUGUCAGCGGCGGAGAUCAGCCAGGUGCUCAAGGAGGGAGAGUUGGAGAAGAGGAGCGACAACCUGCUCCAGUUCUGGAGGAGGAAGACGUGCGUCCUGACCACGGACAGCCUCACAAUUUACGCCGACACGCAGAAGCGCUCCAAGGGCAAGGAGCUCAAGCUGCAGUCCAUCAAGAAGGUGGACUGCGUGGAGCGCACCGGCAAGUUCGUCUAUUUCACCAUCGUAACCACAGAUAAUAAGGAGAUCGAUUUCCGGUGCUCUGGGGAGGAGAACUGCUGGAACGCAGUGAUCACCAUGGCCCUGAUUGAUUUCCAGAACAGAAAAGCCAUCCAGGACUUUAAAACGCGGCAGGACAAUGAGAGCGCUUCGCCCGGACAGCAGGAGAGGCGCAUGGCGAGGGCGCCCUGAGCCGCUGUAGGGACUUUGGCAGUUACCAACUCCUUAUAUGUGUCAAAGUGGACCAUACAGAAAUAAUAACGAGGACCAAAAUGAGGACGAGGUCAUCCGGUCCACAGAUGAAGGAUUGUUCGGGACUGAGCUCUCGGGAGAGAGGGGACUGAUCUAAACCGACAGACUGAGAGCUUUUCAGAAGCUCCACACACAGGACUGAACCCCUUUUUGAAUUGUCAAAACUAUUUCAAGUUUGCUCUCCUGGGAGUGCCUCCUAAAACCACAAUGUUAAUUUAUUUGUUUCCAGAAUAUGGUGUUACUGGCAAACAGCUUGUGUUUUUAAAUUAUUUACUAUUUUCAAUGUGUGUUGAGUAUGUAUUUAUUUGAAUAAAUAUCCAUGCAUUUUUGACAUAA